CUGCUUCACGCCCACGCCACUGUAUAAUCAUCUGAUAUUUUCGAUUAUUUUCUCUUUCAAUACAUUCGUUGCCUAAUUUAUUAAAAAAAUGAUUGAUUCUGCAAAAUUAUCAUUCCUGCAUGUUAAAUAAUAAGUCACCUUGAACGUUGAAGUCCAAAUUCUAUUCUAUUUUCCUCCAGUAUAUAACAAAUAUUGAUGAAAGAAUAUGUCGCUUACGCUCUCUUAACUUAUUUAAUCUUUAUUCGCUUAUAAUAAUGGCAUCAGCUAGUAGUACAAGUGCAAAAACUCUCUUUGAUGAUUCGAAAAUGAGAUUGGCAGAUAGGGUGCAAAUGAAUUUAAACAAUAUUUGCUCACUUGCUAGACAGAUUACCAGGGGAUCUAAAAGUAACGAGAUAUUGAUGCAUUCCGCCCGUAAUUUUGCGGUCCAAGAACAACAAAUGGAAAACAGUGAGAAAAAUCUGAAGAAAAUGCAAUUGUUGGUAGUUCAUCUUGGUUACCAACAGAAUUCAAUUGAAAAUUCUGCUCGUCAGAUCGAGGAAGUCAAAGAACAGAUAUGUGCCAUGCAAAGAUAAAAUUUGUUGAUAAAUGAGUAACUUAUUG
Messenger RNA from Coccinella septempunctata (seven-spotted ladybird), 600 nucleotides. RefSeq lists its product as uncharacterized. The record is from RefSeq and is a predicted model, not a curated record. Lineage: Eukaryota; Metazoa; Arthropoda; Insecta; Coleoptera; Coccinellidae. Gene Ontology annotation, cellular component: BORC complex. The transcript is spliced from 2 exons. Bases 255 to 572 code for a protein of 105 amino acids.